AUGGACAUCGCCUACGAUCACAUCCAAGAGGAGGCAUUCUCCAACAAAGAGGAAGCCUCCUCCGACUCGAAAACACAGGAAUCCAACGCCAGUCUCAACGAAGAGCUACAAGAGACCUUCCGCGCCUUUUCCGCCAGUCCGUGGGGCUCCCGAAUCGGAGGACUCUGGGACAAUGUACGCAAGCAGGGAGAAACAUACUACGAAGGUGCUCGCCAGGAGUACGCCGCCGCCAGCGAGGAAGCCGUCAAAGGUUUUUCAGGCCUCAAGGAAACACUCGCCGACCGGACAAAGGGGCUGUCUCUGAGCACAGUGGCUCUGGCGAGCGGGGAGGGACAAAGCGACGAGACCACCACGCCCAAGGCUUCUUCCGAAGGCGAAUCUGGCGAGAAAACCGAAGGCGAAGGCUCUGGCGCUGGCGCCGGUGGAGAAAGCUUUAUUGCCCGGUUGAAGGCAGAGGCCGCUCGGCGGCUGAAGGAGAUCGAGAAAGCGGAGGAAGCAGCUGAUGAAGCGAUCUUGCGAUUCGGAAUGAAUAUUGGCCAAAAACUGCGCGAGGCUGUCAGCAUCUUGCCCCCUGAUGAGGACGAGGCCGGCAAGCUUCUGUUCGAGAGCAAGGAUGCGGAGGGGAAGCGGAUUAUUCAUGCGACGAGAUUCGAGGCGCAGCUGCAUGUUAUUCAUUCGAACUUGGAAAGCUUCACCAAGGAUGCGGUUAGCGAUGAAUGGCCUGCUUUCAAGCAGGAGUUCAAUGCCGGAAGCAAGACGGAUGAGAUCGCUGCCGAUCUGGAGAAAUACCCCGAGCUCCGUUCGGCCAUGGAGAAGCUCGUGCCGGAGCAGGUGGAGUAUGCGGAAUUCUGGUCCCGUUACUACUUCCUGCGCCUGGUCGUGGAAACAGAGGAGAAGAAGCGCAAGGAGCUUCUCAAGGGCGCCAAUGUCGAGGAUGAAGAAGAAGUCGGCUGGGACGACGACUCUGACUCUGAGUCCCAGUCUCCUUCUACUCCGCAGGUUCGGUCAGGUAGCCAGUCUCUUGCCCCCAGUCAGGAUACCCAAAAAGCCGAGCCCCGCCGGUCAAACGACCAGCAAUCUCAAGCCGAUAGCGAGUCUAGCUAUGAUGUUGUGAGUGGUACAGCCAGCCGGACCCCCGGCAGCCCGAAGGAAAAGAGUCCCUCUGCUGCAAAGGCAGAAGAUAGUGACGAAGACUGGGAGUAA
Molecule: messenger RNA, 1203 nt
Organism: Penicillium bovifimosum
Lineage: Eukaryota; Fungi; Ascomycota; Eurotiomycetes; Eurotiales; Aspergillaceae
Product: BSD domain-containing protein
Exons: 2
Coding region: 1-1203 (400 amino acids)
Cellular component (GO): cytoplasm
Source: RefSeq, a predicted model, not a curated record